CCCAAGAGUACGUAAGUGUGUUGCAGGUUGCAGGAUAUUAGCAAUUUUUGUUUUUGUUUUAGUACACAUUGCUAAAGGAGGUAACUAUAACGCAUAGAUACUGUAGUAAGCAAGCUAGCUAUCUGUUUAUGUUUUGCCAUAAUUAUAAUUAUAAAAAGAUGAGGAUACAACUUAGAUUGCUUUUCUUCCUAACCUUACACGUAACGAUUUUGCAAGGAGGGAUGUUUAAAGCUGUCCAACAAGCUUUGUUUUCAACUAGUCUUCAAUUGCCCAAAUUCAUACCCGGGCAUAGUAAGAGUGAAGACUAUGAUGUCCGAACGUAUCAGUCUGCAAAGUGGGUAAGCACCAGGGUGACCGGACUGGAGUAUGACCCGGCUAUCAGUACCGGCUUCAGACGGCUCUUCAGAUACAUCCAGGGGAGCAACGAGCAGAAGGAGAAGGUGGAGAUGACUGCCCCAGUAACUUGCCUGGUAGAUCCUGGAGCAGGGCCAGCCUGUGAGACCACCUUCACCGUAUCCUUCUACCUCCCCGAGGAGCACCAGGCCGAUCCACCCAAGCCCACUGACCCGGACUUGUUCAUUGAGGACAGGAAGGAGCACACUGUGUUUGUGAGCACGUUUGGGGGCUUCUCCAAUCAGCAGAAGAGCCGAGACCAGCUGCUUCAGCUGAUGAAGAGCCUGCAGAGAGAUGGACUGGAGUUUCAAGAGAAGCUCUACUACACUGCUGGCUAUGACAGCCCCUUCAAACUGACCAACAGGCGCAAUGAAGUGUGGCUUCUCAAGAAGCCUGAUGUAUGACCAAACCAGGAGUAGCAUGGCUAACAAGGUAGAACUAUGAGCACAAGUGCCUUUUUCUGUGUGCUUAACUCUUUACUGAUGGUCUUUACUGAGCAGUAUUAUUGUUUGUUUCCCCCCCCCCAAAUAUUAAUACUGUAUGAGCUACUGUAUGUAGUGAUUUUUAUUCAGGUUUAUGAAGGGAAAUGUACCACCCAAUAAGCUUUUAUUGUAUGUGCUGGAAUGUGAUUGGUGCAUAUUCUUAUCGUGAUCAAUUAUUUUGUAAUGUGCAUUCAAUGUCUGUCUUCUUUAAAGGGACCCGAAUAAUAGGGGAAUUGAUUACAGUUUGAUCCUUUUCCUUCUUGAGAACAGGAAAAACAUCCUACUUAAGACUGAAAAUGUGCAUAUGAAUUGAGUUAGGAAGUCUCAUUUACUGAAAAAUCUUAACUUCUAACGAAGGGGACUUUUAAUGUCUGCUCUUGUAGCCUGUGAUAUAAAGAGGUUUUAAUGUGAAUGAUUAAACAAUUUUACAAGGUGCAAUAAACUCAACUGAAAUCA
Messenger RNA from Conger conger (European conger), 1331 nucleotides. RefSeq names its product heme binding protein 2 (gene hebp2). Gene Ontology annotation, cellular component: cytoplasm. Bases 129 to 797 code for a protein of 222 amino acids. The transcript is spliced from 5 exons. The record is from RefSeq and is a predicted model, not a curated record. NCBI's taxonomy places the organism in Eukaryota, Metazoa, Chordata, Actinopteri, Anguilliformes, Congridae.